GCUCAUCUCGCUGUAGCGGCAUUGCAUGGGCGUGAUCUUAUGUUGUGAAGAGUAGAUGAGUAGGUUCACCCUUACGUAGAUGCUUUACACUUUGAAAGUGACGUUCGAGACAUUUUAAAGUGCUUAUGUUUCCUACAUAUCAAAAAAUUCGACACGAGGGAGGUAGAACCGAGCAUUGAGGGUAGUUUGGUAGGGCAAGGGGAAGCAAAUGACGGAGUAUAAGUUGGUCGUGGUUGGAGCUGGAGGCGUUGGUAAAAGUGCCUUGACAAUUCAGCUCAUACAAAACCAUUUUGUUGAAGAGUAUGAUCCUACAAUUGAGGAUUCAUACCGUAAGCAGGUAGUGAUCGACGGCGAGACAUGUCUGCUAGAUAUCCUGGACACAGCCGGUCAAGAGGAGUACAGUGCCAUGAGGGACCAGUACAUGAGGACUGGAGAAGGCUUCCUCUGUGUCAUGGCCGUCAAUAAUCAAAAAUCCUUUGAAGAUAUUAACCAGUACCGUGAGCAGAUAAAACGAGUCAAGGAUGCAGAUGAAGUACCCAUGGUCUUGGUGGGGAACAAGGUUGACCUUCAGACUCGACACGUGGAUGCUAAACUUGCUAAACAGGCAGCAGAUGUGUACGGAAUACCGUAUGUGGAGACGUCAGCCAAAACAAGACAAGGCGUCGAUGACGCUUUCUAUACAUUAGUUAGGGAAAUACGAAAACAUAAAGAAAAGAAGGGUAGAGAAAAGAAGAAGAAAAAGAAGCUUCCAUGUGAAGUGUUGUAAAUUGUUAUAUUUUCCUAAUUUUUUUUCCACCUUUUUUUUUUCUUUUUUUCUUUUUUUUUCACCUCUUAUCUGUUUUCUUUUUCUGUUGGGAGGGGGCAUCUGUACUUGUUAUUAUAAUGAUAAACUCAUGUAACACACAGACUGGUCUCACGUUGGUAGAUCAGUCAGAAACCAAGCACAUGGGGGAGAUAACUCUUCCAGACUUAUUUUUGUACCUAUAUUACUAAUAACCCGUGUCAUAAAUCUGUUGUAGACAGGCGUGUAGUUGCCAAAGUAAAAUUAUGCUAGUAGGUUUUUUGCAUUGUAGCGAUGCCAGGAUUGUAUGGUGGAAAUAGCCAUGAUUAUCAAAAUGAUACAGAGUAUCAUUGUGCAAGACAUUUCUUUUCGUGAUAAAUGAAUGCCAGUUUAACUGGAGUAGCCUCCCUCAAGGACUGGAUAUUUCACAGCUAUAUUGUUGACUGUAAUAACUGACACAUCUGUUUUGGUCAGAAUCUGUUAUUAUAUCAGGUUGUUACUCAGCAUGUUUAUUAAGGAGGCAUGUGGAUAGCACUGGCUCAACCUAUGCACUUUGUUGCAGACAACAUAUUCUUUCUCCCCUACUGUGCUAUAGCUUAUGUUCAGUUAAGCUUCUGUGAUUUCUACCCAUUUAUUUACAUCAUCUGGAGCUUCUUUUGUUUUUUUUAAUCCCAAAAUUAGAAUCAUGACAAGCAAAUAAUAUGAAACUCGGAUCCUUAUAUUUUCAUUGUCAUUGUCACACGUUAUCUAUAAAUGACUUUGUCUUGAGGAGAAUGUGAGAACAAUAAUCUCAACAUGAUUAUGUUGCAGUUUUUGUCAUCAUAAUGUGUUGUGCAUUUCUUUUUGUAAAAACUGAUUGAGAGCUCUCACUGAAAACCCAGGAAACGGAAUUGAGCUUCUCUCGCACACUGGUGGCACAGCGUGUAUUAAACACAGAUAUCAUUUGGAUAUACUGUGUAGUUUUAUAUCUCACAAAGAAAAGUUCCAUUAACCAUGAUGUAUUCAGCAAAAAAUUACUUCAAUAGUUCUGUAGGCAUCAAAGUACCUUGUCUUGUUUUUUUCUUUUUUUGGUGAAAAUAUGAAGAAAGGGGUGUUGGUGCCUGGUUUAGUUUUUUGUGUUUACCUCAGGUUUGAUGUCAAUAUGCGCACUAUUUGUUGGGGCAAUGAUAUUGAGAACUUUGAUAGCAUUCACAGGCUAACUAGAAUGUUGAUUUCUUCCACAGUGUGAAUGAAAAUUAUUGGUCAAUUUAGCAUUGUUUCGUUUAGCUCAUUGAUUUGCUUGGUUUAGGUUAUGUGUAAAAAAAAGGAUGCCCACUUGAGAGCUACUGGGAUGCUCACAACCCUUCUUAGUGGAAAACUUUGGCCUGAUACAAGUCAGUCCAAGCAGUGAAACGCCACUGUUUCUGUGUAAUUCUGCUUUGAACAAAGAGGUAGUUCACAAGCACUGCCUCAUAUCAUAGGAGAAUUACAUGCUGUAGGCAGGAAAUGUUGACUGAUCAUGACCAUUAGGCUAGAAAUUUAAAGAAUGUGACGGGGAUAAAGGUUUGUUGAUCUCUUAAAUGGAUUACAUUUGGUUUAUGAAUUGGGCAUUCUCUUCAGUCUUGGCAAGUUGUAUUUGGGGGGAGUUGGGACACUUUCCGUGGUUUGUGAAAUAUCUGUUGUUUGUUAUCAAAUUGCCUCAUCACUUUGAUUUGUACAGUAUGUUAUAUUGUUAUUUCAGAGAUCUAAUUGUUAAAUUUGUUUAAAAAGGGGGUUGGCAAAUGCUGUUAUUGCUAUCUUGGUCUUGCAAACUGAAAGACUGUCAUACGAAACAGUCAUUGGUCAAAUUCUCCUUAAAUGGUAUGUGUCAAUUUCUUCCUCCUUUUUUUGCAAUGAUAAGGUUCCUAACAGCUACAUUAUCUCCCCAAUCCUCCAGAACAUCGAAUAUCAAGAUGGAUAUUGUCAGUGAUAAGUUUGAAAUAGAUGUUCAAUAAACUAAUUUGCUCUUCAUUUGCCUCAAGAAAUGAAGUCAACAAGAGCUAUUAAAUGAAAUUUUUAUGGCUGGAGAGAUUUUAUCCAGCAGUUCAUGUAUGUAUAAUAAAUUGACUUAUAUUCCUACAAUUUUCAUCUGGCAUGAGAUGUAAUUCAUCGGUUGUUGGCUACGGGUGAGCUUUCGGCCAGGUUAGUGGAUUCCAUGUGCUUUGUUGAUGUAUAAACAAGUGUUUAUUGUAUGCUCUAUACCCAGGUUCCAUUUGAUGUAUAACAAAACAGCUGGUAGGUUGUGGAAAUAUAGCAUAUGUUCAGCAGAUUAAGAGAAUGUGGAAAGUGCUCAGACUUACGUGACCAGGGGUCAGUUGUUCAAACAUCUUACCAAGAUAUAAUUCUUUAGUCUCGAGAAUGGCGUAGAUUGAUCCUACUAUAUACACACACACA
Messenger RNA from Liolophura sinensis, 3193 nucleotides. RefSeq names its product GTPase HRas. Gene Ontology annotation, molecular function: GTPase activity; GTP binding. Gene Ontology annotation, biological process: signal transduction. The record is from RefSeq and is a predicted model, not a curated record. Lineage: Eukaryota; Metazoa; Mollusca; Polyplacophora; Chitonida; Chitonidae. The transcript is spliced from 8 exons. Gene Ontology annotation, cellular component: membrane. The coding region runs from base 209 to 766 and encodes 185 amino acids.